AUGCGUGAAGCAGCUCUUCUUCAGUCCGCUUGUGCCUUAUCUAUAAUCUCAUUGGUCGCUUUGUACAGCUAUAUUCCGCGGAUGUGGAGCCGAAUGCAUGAGAUUCGCCAACUCCUCAACUCUGAGCUGCUCACAUUUUCCGAGCUUGAGUCAAAAGUUUGGCGAGAGUUGAGGGUGGAAGCUCCUCGCACAACUCGCCAAGUUUAUAAUUACUGCGAGUGCAUGUACAGUAACAAUUGCCCUCCAGGACCGCCAGGAAAGCGAGGUCCCGAUGGUAUAGAUGGUACACCAGGCGAAACUGGUCUAACUGGUCCACGAGGUCUUCCUGGAAUACUACCCGAACUGCUUUAUCAGAAACAUGAUGGCUGUAGACUUUGUCCUUAUGGCCCAAAAGGCGCCACAGGGGCUCCAGGUAUAAAUGGGGCACAGGGCCCACCAGGUUAUCCGGGUCAAGAUGGAAGAAAUGGUACACCGGGAGCUAUUGGACCUAUUGGUGAACCAGGCUUACCGGGACGAGCAGGAGAAGGUGGACAAGUUGGGCUUCCCGGAAAUCCUGGCGCAAACGGCAUCAUGGGUAUUAAAGGCUUACAUGGGGAACCCGGUGAACAUGGGCAACGUGGUUACCCAGGUGAACCGGGAAAACCCGGAGAACCUGGACAGGAAGGCCAGCAAGGAGGCGUUGGAGAAGUUGGACGCAUGGGAGCGUGGGGUCAACGUGGUGAGCCGGGACAACCUGGACCUCCUGGUCGCCCAGGUGUCCCCGGAAGAGAUGCAACAUACUGUCCGUGCCCAUUCAGAUCUACCAAGUUUUAG
Cylicocyclus nassatus is the source of this 813-nucleotide messenger RNA. The record is from the annotation of a GenBank genome assembly. Lineage: Eukaryota; Metazoa; Nematoda; Chromadorea; Rhabditida; Strongylidae.